GUCCGCGCCAGGGAAUCUGCUUAGCCGAUCUCCCGACGCGUACUAAUACUACGGCCUGCGGAUUCCCCUCUUUGGUCCAAACCCUAAGUUCCUCCCCCACGAAAACCUAACUGUCGAUCUCGAAUCCUACGGAGAGGCAACGAAGAGGACGAUGGACGGCUUCCUGAUCCGCCUUGGGUUCUCGUUGUUGCUCUCGUUCUCGGUCGCCGCCAGAGCGCUGAAACGCAAGUCCGUCGACUCCUCUGCUGUCCUCGUCGGGAUCCCUAUCAUGGUGAUCCACAUGCUGGCCGGCUAUAGGUUCGCGGCUCUGCUUCUGGUGUUCUUCUCGACGUCCUCGAAGGUCACGAGGCUUGGAGAGGCGAAGAAGAGGGCAACUGAUGCGGAAUUCAAAGAGGGAGGGCAGCGAAACUGGAUACAAGUUCUGUCAAAUAGUAUAAUAGCAACUAUUUUGGUGGUGAUAUUUGCUAGAAUAACUCAAGGCCAUGAUAGGUGCUUGGAUUCUAAAGAUUCAACUGUAAUAACUGCACUUUUGGGAGGUAUUGUUGGGCAUUAUGCCUGUUGUAAUGGGGAUACUUGGUCUUCUGAACUUGGAAUGCUUAGCAGUGCACAACCACGACUAAUCACAACCUUCAAGAAAGUCCGAAAAGGUACGAAUGGUGGUGUCACUGUACAUGGACUUCUAGCAGCUGUGGCAGCUGGCUUUGUUAUUGGGGUGGCUUUUGCCCUAGUUGGAAUGGUUACAACUGAAUGUUCUGCAGAUAUAGCCAAGAGGCAGCUAUUUGUUGUGCCCAUUGCUACAGCUGCUGGGCUGUUCGGAAGCCUGAUUGAUUCGUUUUUGGGUGCCACGCUUCAAUUCAGCGGGUAUUGCACAGUCCGCAAGAAGGUGGUGGGAAAUGAGGGUCCGACUGUUGUUAAGAUCUCUGGAGCAAGUAUACUAGACAACAAUGCUGUGAAUGCAGUGUCAAUACUGUUAACAACACUGAUUACCUCUGUUACAUGCAUGUAUAUCUUCUAACCAUAUGUUCAAUAAUUCUUUCCUUCACUAUUAUAUGUAUUUUGCAGUCCGGUCCGUCUACCAUGAUAGAAACUUGUAUCCUUAUCCAGAAGCAAACUGAAUUAGCUAGUUCUGUAUGUGUUUUUUGCCCUAGCUCUUGUACUCAAUCUGGAUUUUCCAUAGUGAAAGAUAAUGUAAUUCCCAACACAGCUUGUUGGUAGUGCUGUAUAAGUUCAGCUGAAUUAUCUUUUGUGAAAGAGGAGGAACCACCAUGGAGCCUACUCAACUACUUCA
Messenger RNA from Musa acuminata subsp. malaccensis (wild Malaysian banana), 1288 nucleotides. Its product is annotated as protein PGR. The record is from RefSeq and is a predicted model, not a curated record. Gene Ontology annotation, cellular component: membrane. Lineage: Eukaryota; Viridiplantae; Streptophyta; Magnoliopsida; Zingiberales; Musaceae.